Crotalus tigris (Tiger rattlesnake) is the source of this 4652-nucleotide messenger RNA. It is a transcript of the gene PIP4K2A, whose product is annotated as phosphatidylinositol-5-phosphate 4-kinase type 2 alpha. The record is from RefSeq and is a predicted model, not a curated record. Gene Ontology annotation, molecular function: phosphatidylinositol kinase activity. NCBI's taxonomy places the organism in Eukaryota, Metazoa, Chordata, Lepidosauria, Squamata, Viperidae. The transcript has 10 exons. Bases 602 to 1816 code for a protein of 404 amino acids. Gene Ontology annotation, biological process: phosphatidylinositol metabolic process.
CGGGAGGGAAAGCAAGACUCAACGUCGGGCAAAGAGAACGCAGCGAGGACUUCAUUUUUCCUGCCGCGCACGCCCUAAACUGCUGCGCAUGCUCCCAUGGAGGAGACGCGCGUGUCGGCUGGCUCUAGCCUUACAACUCCGCUGUGAGAGCGAAGCGCCUUCUUGGGGGAAGGAGGCGGGGCGCUCAGAUACAGAGAAGGCCAGGAGAGGGAGGGGGAGGAACGACGGCGUUUCCCCCCCCCCGCCCGCCAGAGGCUCGAAGGCGGGACCUGCGAGGGGCGGAGAGAACGCAGGCCCUUCCAGCGAGCGGGGCGAGCGUCCGGGCUAGGAUGCUCUUGGUAUCGCCCUGCGUGGGCAGCAGCUGCAGCAGUAGCAGAAGCCUUGCCAGGGACUAGCCCGUCGCUUCGAUUCUGCCGCAGCCGCGCUAGCGCCCGACGUGCUACCCAAAACCAGCCAGCCAGCCAGCAGGGCUGCCUGGUUUUACUGGCCCUUCUUUUCCCGCCGUCUCUUCCUUUCCCUGCCCUGCCCGUGGCGGCUCGGGGGACUGACCCUCGCUGUCCUUUUUCUCCUCUUCCUCCUGAGUUGCUCCUCGGCGGCUCCCAUGGCGGCCCCGGGUAAUAUCGUGUCCGUUAUGGCGAGUAAGACCAAGACCAAGAAAAAACACUUCGUGGCCCAGAAAGUCAAGCUCUUCCGGGCCAGCGAUCCGCUGCUCAGCGUCCUCAUGUGGGGAGUGAACCAUUCGAUCAAUGAACUGAGCCAUGUUCAAAUCCCUGUUAUGCUAAUGCCAGAUGACUUCAAAGCAUAUUCAAAGAUAAAAGUGGACAACCAUCUUUUUAAUAAAGAAAACAUGCCAAGCCAUUUCAAAUUCAAAGAAUAUUGUCCAAUGGUUUUCCGUAAUUUGCGAGAGAGGUUUGGAAUUGAUGAUCAGGACUUUCAGAAUUCUUUGACAAGAAGUUGUCCACUUGCUAAUGAUUCUGCAGCUCGGAGUGGUGCCCGAUUCCACAGCUCUUACGACAAAAGAUAUGUCAUCAAAACUAUAACAAGUGAAGAUGUAGCAGAAAUGCACAAUAUACUGAAGAAAUACCACCAGUUUAUAGUGGAAUGCCAUGGCAACACUCUACUUCCACAAUUUUUGGGCAUGUACCGGCUUACUGUUGAUGGAAUCGAAGUGUACAUGAUUGUUACAAGAAAUGUAUUCAGCCAUCGUUUAUCCGUUUAUAGAAAAUAUGAUUUAAAGGGCUCAACAGUAGCAAGAGAAGCUAGUGACAAAGAAAAGGCCAAAGAACUGCCAACAUUUAAAGACAAUGACUUCAUUAAUGAUGGUCAAAAAAUUUACAUUAAUGAAGCCAACAAAAAGAUGUUCCUUGAAAAGCUUAAAAAGGAUGUUGAGUUCCUUGCUCAAUUAAAACUCAUGGAUUACAGCUUGCUGGUUGGAAUUCAUGAUGUUGAACGAGCUGAGCAAGAGGAAAUAGAAUGUGAAGAGAAUGAUGACGAGGAAGGAGAAAGUGAUGGGACUCAUCCAGUUGGAACACCUCCAGAUAGCCCAGGAAAUACACUGAACAGUUUGCAGCCUUUAGCCCCAGGAGAAUUUGAUCCAACCAUUGAUGUUUAUGGUAUAAAAUGCCAUGAAAAUGCAGCUAGAAAAGAGGUAUACUUCAUGGCUAUUAUUGACAUUCUUACUCAUUAUGACGCCAAAAAGAAAGCUGCCCAUGCUGCAAAAACUGUGAAACACGGGGCUGGUGCAGAGAUUUCAACAGUUAAUCCUGAACAGUAUUCAAAACGAUUCUUGGACUUUAUUGCCAACAUCUUAACGUAACCUAAAUGCUCUUUUGGACAGUGUGAGGUCUGAAGAAACAGCAAAUUGCUACAAGUGUGUAUGGGGUCUUUAAGAAAGCUUCUUUUAAAAGAAACUCAAGUUCUCUCUUGCAGAAGGCAGCCCCCACCCCCACCCCACCCAUUUACAUCUGCUGGCAAAGAUGACUGACUGGGGUGAAAUACAUUUGCUUUCACAGCUGCCUGAUUAUGCCCAGCAUAGUUCUAGCUAUUUCUGAUAUGUAUGUGUGUGAGAGAGAUUGUAUGUGUAUAUGAGUGUGCAAAAAUGGAUAUAAACUAAUAAUAAUUAAAAUAGAUCAGCUCCUACUCAAUGUGCAUUGCAACAACACCUCUCUGUGGAUAUUAGCUGAAAUGGAAUGAAUGGAAAAAAGAUAUUGUGGGAAGGGAAGAAAAAUCUAUGUGCAUGUUGAAACCUACAAUAUUGGAAUCAAAGCUGUAAACUGUGGAUCAGUUUAAAAUUUGAACUGAAAGAUGCAAGAUAAUAUUGGUGAUAAUUAUGACUCUGAUCUUAUUGUGAAUGUUACACUUAACAACCCUGCAUGUUUGCACUCCUUAAGAAUAAUACCCAUUUGCUGGAAGCUUUUCCUCUUGGCAAUUUUUUAAAAACUAUAUUACUAAGUAAGCCCACUGCAACAGGAAAGAGUCUUCCAGCAAUGCAGAAGUUUGGCUCUUGUUUUAUUAAAUUCUGAUGCCAUAAUCAUUCUGUGUAUUUGCCAAGGGAAAACUCAUUUUGAGGAUCAGGGUGGGAGAAUUACAGACUGUUUAACUGUCUUGUAACAUGAAGAUUUUCCAUUGUAUAUUUAUCAUAUAGAAACAGUAUACUAUAAAGAAAAUCAAAUAUGCUUUUUAGAAAAAUGAAUUGUUAGGGGCAAUAAUGGCAUUUUCCCCAUAUGAACAAAGAUGUAGAAAGGUUUGCUCAUCUGUAAAAGAUCAAAAGAAGACAUUAAAUGUGCUGUUUUUAAAAUAUUUUAUUAAAAUAUUCUUUCCUAAGCCCUAUAUUUUAUUGUUUACAUUAAAAGGAAAACAGGGAUGCUCUUGAGUCUGUUUGAGAAUCUGAAGUUUACAUGUAAAGUUAUUUUGCAGUACAGAUAAAGUAAUUUCUUGAAUUGUAACAUGCAGUAAUGUAUCAGAGGAGAUAUUUUAUUCACCCUUGUGAUAGAAUCUUUUUUACAUCAGUGACAGAUUGUUUUGAAGUAUUUUAAAUGAUAUUUUAAUUAUAUUAAUUUAGCUUUAUGUUUCUCUAAAUUAUAUUGUUUAAAAAAUUACCUAAAACUCUGCUGUUCCCUACAAUCUGCUGGUUUUUAUUUUUGGAGGUUUUGAAAAGGACAGAAUUAGAGAUGCUUAAAAUUAUAUUCUGUAUGCAAAACAAUGUGCCUUUUAAAAUUCUUUGUUUAAGUAGACAUUUAUAGGCAGUUUUUAAAAAGAAAUCACACCCUGCAAUUUAUAAUUUUAUUCCUGGAGCGCUGGAUUGCCUUCUCCAUUAAUAUAAUGACAGUUCAGCUACAAAUUGAAUACAUGUAAAGUUAACUAGAAAAUUCUAAUAAAAUAACAAAUGGUCUUGCAAUCUUAUGUAGUCAAGAGCAAUAUCAUCUCUGUUAAUAAGUGUGAGUUAUUUUUUAAAAAAGUCUUAUUACCUUUUUAAAAUAUUUCUCAGCAGGUUUUCUCCCCCCCCCCCCCGCAUAAUAAUACUUCAAAAAUUGACAUUUUUUUAAAAAAAUAACUAAUCCUAUUCUUCCUCCUAAUACCUCGUAUUUGGCCCAGAAAAGAGUUGAGGACAUUUCAAAGCAAGAUGCAUGUUUGUGUGUCCCUGCAAAAGCAAAUUACAUAUGCCUUCAAGACCAUCCAAUGGGAAUUUAUUAAAUAAGGAGCUAAUUAAAACUGGGAGGGAACCUAGUAUUAAUGCACAUAAUAUACAUGUUAAAAGUGUUGGAUUAUCUUGCUAGAAUCUGUAAAGACAGUGGAAGAGAUUCCUGGCUGAUCCUCUGAAGAUCACUGGGAUCUGCCAAUGUAGACAACAUUCAGCUGUUCCAAGAUUCAUGUUAUAUUGGGCAUAAAGCAAUUUUUUUUCUUUAAAAUAGCAACAAAAAUGUUGCUGUCUCAUCUCGCUGCUUGGGAUAUUUCCCAAAAAGCCAUAUAAACCAUCAGUGGUUGCAUGAGGAAAGAGGCAUAGUUUACAUUUGUUUCACAUCAGCUAUAUUGUUUUUUUCCUUUGGUAUAUGUCAACAACUGGUUGAUUUUUGUUGCCCAAUGCUGCUGCUGAUUUCAAUAUUUUUAAUAUAUGUCAGCUGUGGCACAACUGAAUAGUGUAUGCAUUUUCUUAGUAAUUUUAGUUUCAUUUGGUGUUUCAGAAUAUAAGUACUGCUUUAGGUUUUAAUAAUCCAUUCAUGCACAUGAUGCUCAAAAUUGUAUCUUUUAGUUUUAGGUAAUAUGGCAAAAGUUUUGAGUUAGAAUAAAAUGAACAAUGAUUAAUAAUUGAUUCAAAACAAGGGAUAGAGUGUAUACAUAUAUUAUUCCUAAAUAAUUAGAAAUUCCUUUGAACAUAUUGCUUGGGCUCCAAUUUGUUUUUAUAGCAUUCAUGCCUUUGAAAUUUUUAUUCUUUAUAAAUGGACUCUAAAUUUCCACAGAGAAGAUAUUGUUGCUGUUUUAUAGACCAGCUAUGUCCCAGUUGAUAUAUGGUCACUAAAUGAAGUGGUACCUCUUUUCUUACCUGAAUUUCUACUGGUUAAUUGGAUAUGUAAUGUAAUUGAGUGGACAAUCACCAUAAAUGCUACUACUAUGGGUGACUGUUCAGGAAUAUUAAUAAAUUAACUAAUUUUUAU